Messenger RNA from Rhodotorula graminis WP1, 1303 nucleotides. RefSeq lists its product as uncharacterized. Gene Ontology annotation, cellular component: oligosaccharyltransferase complex; endoplasmic reticulum membrane. NCBI's taxonomy places the organism in Eukaryota, Fungi, Basidiomycota, Microbotryomycetes, Sporidiobolales, Sporidiobolaceae. The transcript is spliced from 5 exons. Bases 15 to 1265 code for a protein of 416 amino acids. The record is from RefSeq and is a predicted model, not a curated record.
CCGCACGCUCGGCUAUGAAGCUCCUCGUCGUCUGCUGCCUCGGCCUGGCGGCUGGCCUUGUGCACGCGACCACGCUCGCCGUCGUCGACGAGCGGUCGGCGACAUCCACCUUCGACCAGCUGUGGAGCGCUCUCUCUGAUGACGGUCACGACGUGGUCGUCAGCAACCCGCAAGAGGCCGCCGCCAAGCUCCGCCACGAGGGCGACCGCUUCCAGCACCUCGUCGUCUUCUCGCCCUCGGUCAAGGACCUGCCCGCCGAGUUGGCUCCCCAAGCCCUCGCUCGUCGGCUCCAAGGCGGCACCAACCUCGUCCUCGUCGCGCCGGCAGACGCUCCCGAGCUGUGGCGCGACUUUGCGCGCGAGUUCGAGGUCGACCUCGGCGACCGCGGCCAGCACGUCGUCGACCACCUCGCGUUCGACAAGCUCGGCGACGAUGGCUCGCACAGCCUCCUCUCGCUCGCGCCCGCCAACUCGCCGUCGCCCUUCGUAUCUGCGGCAACUCGUCGAGGUCCAAACGUCCUGUAUCGAGGAGCAGGUCACACGGUCGGGCGCCACCCCCUCCUCACGCCCAUCCUCCGCGCCGGCCCGACCGCCUUCCUCGCCGACGCCUCGUCCAGUGCUGCGUCCUCGGACGCUCGCUCUGCCGGCAGCAGCCUUGCCCUCGUCAGUGCCUUCCAGGCCCGCAACAACGCUCGCGCCCUCUUCAUCGGCUCCGCCGACCUCUUCUCGGACGAGCUGCUCGCGCGACCUGGCUCGGGCAACCUCGCGUUCGCUCUCGACAUCCUCUCGUGGGCGUUCCAGAAGACCGGGCAGCUCCGCCUCGCCGACCUGAGCCAUCGUGCGGUCGGGCACGUUGAUGGCGCCCCUUCUUACCGCACCGGCACUGAACUGAAAGUCGAGGUCGCGGUGUCUGCGACGCCGGCGUACGACGAGGACGACCUGCAGUUCGAGUUCGGCAUGCUCGACCCGCAUGUGCGCCUGCCCCUCGUCCCGGCGUCAGCACCUCGAGUCGCCGGCGCGAGCAACACGACCCGGUUCGAGGCCGCUUUCGUCAUCCCGGACCGCCACGGCGUCUUUACCUUGCGCGUGGACCACCGGCGGCCCGGUUGGACGAGCAUGCUGCAGACGCAGGCGGUCCCGGUGACGCCGCCGAGGCACGACGAGUACGAGCGGUUCCUCGCCGGCGCCUUGCCUUGGUACGGCGGCGCCGCGAGCGUUUCGGCCCUGUUCCUCGUCUUUGUCGCCGUGUGGACGUCGCAGUCGUAGCUUUCGAGUGCAACUGCUUGACGUCGGUCUCUCAGCGA